This is a messenger RNA of Pongo pygmaeus (Bornean orangutan), 1831 nucleotides long. Its product is annotated as actin nucleation-promoting factor WAS-like. The record is from RefSeq and is a predicted model, not a curated record. The transcript has 2 exons. The coding region runs from base 1 to 423 and encodes 140 amino acids. NCBI's taxonomy places the organism in Eukaryota, Metazoa, Chordata, Mammalia, Primates, Hominidae.
AUGGGGGGCGGCCGAGGUGGGGGGAACAAAGGCAGAAACCGUCCCUCACGGAGCUGCCCCCCCAAUUCCGCGCCACCCCCCCGCUCUUCAGCGCCGCCCAGCUGCUCUGCCGGCCACCGUCCCCGUCCGCCCGGGCCCACCCGCCAGCCCUGUCACUCGCGGCCCCUCCCCGUCCUCUCCUCGCGGCUCACCCCGCACGGGUCCCCGCCGCCGCUGCCGCCACUCCUCUUCCUCCGCCACCGCCGCCGCCUCCUUCGCAGCCGCGGCAGCCUCCACAGCCGCCAAGGUUCUCACUCAGCCGCCGUCGCCGUAAAGCGCCUCGGCUGUUACCCCGGGGAUACACCAGGCAGAAUGGAGAAACUGAGACAUCCUGGCAAAUUUGAUGAGGUCCCCAAGGUCUCUAAUUUGGAAUACGUCCUCUAGCAACGACCUGAGGCUUAACAUCUGCUGAUUCUGUGCUGCUAUAAGGUAGUUCUUAGUUUACUGGGUCUGAAAAGCAGGUUUUUCUUUUAACCUCUGGUAUUUCUUAACAGUUGCUACCUGUGGUAUGAUCAUCUGAUGAUAUACUUUUAGCCAACUGUGUGUCAUCAUAGGGGUUUGUCUGUUUUAAAGAACAUUCAAAGGAAAGGAAUGGCUGGUCAUAUAUGGGAGAUCUUGUUAGCUGAGAUUUAAGGGAGACUUAGAGAAAAGCUAACGGGAAAAGGAUGUGCAUUGUGGAGGAAGGGGUGACGGCUGUAACAAUAUAAAAAACCAUUAUAAAUAAUAAAACUGAAAAAAGAUUUAUGAAAACAGGUAAAUGGUUGUUUUAGCUAGUGGUCAAAUCCUUGGGAAUCAGAGCUACAAAAGAUAAUUAUGUGGAUCUGCAAGCACUCUUAGAAACAGCAAAGGGUGUUUGUCUAACAGGCUGCAGGGGCAGAGUAGUAGUAGUGAUAGCCAUGGAAACACCGUCACUGGGACAACUGGGUGCUAUGAGGGGCAGCUGGAUGUCUUGUGCACACAGUGGAGGUGGGCUGGAGUUUUAACACAGCCAGUCACAUCCAUGGCUCUCUGCAGCUAGUUCUAAACUGAAUUUUGUUUCUUUGGUAUGUUUUUCACUUGGGAAAUUCAAAAAAAGAUUAACAAAGGAACCCACAGCAUUGAUAUGUUUUGGAUGCUAUGUAGAAUUGAUAAAAGAGUCCUCAGGAUUCAGGAUUCAGGAUUCAGGCAUUUAAACCAAUUCACCUGCUUUACUCCUCGGGAUCCUUAGUAUUUUUUAAAGCCUGUCCUGGAUUUUAUUUCAUGAAAUACUGUGUUACUCUGAGUUGUAUGUGAACACACAUACCACCCACAUGGGGAUGAAUAAGGACAUGAUUUCAAAUAUAUGUGAUAAAAAAACUUACCCCUUGACAGAUAUUACUUUCAUAAUAGUAUCUUUCCUCUCUUAUAUUAGAAAUAUAAGAAUCUUGAAAGUUUUUCCAAAAACAUGUGUUUCAAAAUAAUAGUAUCCAACAAGGAUGAUUAUGCUUAUUAUACUUAAAAGAGGCAGAAAUGGAAAUUGUUGGAACAAUUUGUCCAAAUGAUCUAACAAAUUCAUGAUUGAGCUGUAAUUUAACCUAAAUUGCUAGAGUCCCAUCUUAAUGAUUUUUGCUGCUGCUUGUUCAAAUAAAGGAAUAUUGAUUUUAAGGUAAUCACAACUGAGAUGUAGUUCAUAUUUCUAAUAAUUUUCUCAGCAAUACUGUUGUUUCUCUCACCUAGAAGUAAAAGCAUGUGUAAAUGUGUUAAGAUUGUAUAUUUUGGUGAUAUGGUUUCUAUAUUUUCAUAAAUUAAAAAAAUUGUAAGAUGGGGCUUAAAA